This is a messenger RNA of Anthostomella pinea, 2337 nucleotides long. Lineage: Eukaryota; Fungi; Ascomycota; Sordariomycetes; Xylariales; Xylariaceae. The record is from the annotation of a GenBank genome assembly.
AUGUCAGAUUCAGAUGAGCUGAAUUUCAAUAUCGACCUUGACACCGAACAGAUCAAGACGUGGAGAUCCAUCCUCACCCUCAUCGUCUUCGUCGCAGCCAACCUCGUCGUACUUUUCCCAUUUAACGUUAUUAUUCCCGUUCCUCGCCUUCUCUCAGAUGCUUUCUUCAAGAGCCUGCGUGUUCUGCGCAUCAUACCGCCCAGACAGCCUCGAAUUCAACGUGGCUCCAGCAAUGACCAUGGCGACCAUGAUCAACAGCCUGGCCGCGCCCGGCCAUGGUUCGUCCUGCCCAGAUUCCGCGUCGACUUCGCAACAGGGCCCUUCAUAGCCGACAUCUUUUUACUCAUCACCGGAGCCAUUGGCCGACGGGAGAUAGUCCAGGGCAUUGCUGGAACAGACAACAUAAACCCUUACGACAUCAUGAUCUUCUUCCUCUCCCUAGCCUACAUCGCCAUCUCAAUCGACGCUUCUGGCCUCAUCAGGUGGCUAGCCUUCAAGGUGCUACAGAAGGCGGGUAAAGUCGGGCACAGGCUGUUCUUCUACCUCUAUACCUUCUUCUUCCUGAUCGGCAGCGUGAUUGGUAACGACCCCAUCAUUCUGUCCGGCACCGCCUUCCUCGCCUACAUGACUCGGGUUUCGAGCAACAUCGUCCACCCGAGAGCCUGGAUCCACACCCAGUUCGCCGUCGCCAACAUCGCCUCUGCGCUCCUCGUUUCGUCAAACCCGACCAAUCUGGUGCUUGCCGGUGCUUUCGGGCUCCGAUUCGUUGACUAUACGAAAAACAUGGUUGUGCCGGUAUUUGCUACCGCUAUCGUCUUAUUCCCGUUCUUGCUGUACAUUGUCUUCGCCGACGAGUCGCUCAUCCCUAUCUCCAUCGAGAUGCACGACCUUCCCCAAGAAGCGAAAGACCGGAAGCCUGUGAACCCCAACAUCCCCAAUGCACGAGGAAAGGCUGAGGAAGUAGAGAACCAGAAUGCGGACAGCAAAACCGGCCAGCUCAUCUCUCUUGAAGAGGUUUUGAACCCUUUCCUCGAUAAAGGAGGUGCAGCAUUCGGAGGCUUCAUCAUGGUUGCAACGCUGGUCACUGUCCUGUCACUCAAUGCAGCAGCACAAAAGAAUGGCGAGUAUCCCGUGUUCUACGUGACGUUACCUGCCGCGGUGGUUAUGCUGUGCUGGGACAUCUCGUCUGGAUGGUUGCACCGGGAAGAGACGCGCAGAAUUGCGCGCGACGGGCGACGCGAAAUACAAACCGCAAGGGAGAACCGGGAGGAGGGCAUGGAACUGGAGGAGCGGAUCAUCACAGCAGUUGACGAACAUGCCCUGAGGUUGACUCGUUCACCAGAAGCAGUAGAGCAGACUCCGAGGGAAACUAAUGGCGAUGGGACAAGCGAACCUGGCCAUUCCGUUGCUGACAUUGACAGAGAGAGUCUGAUAGGAGCCGAUAGAAUCAGUACGAGACCAACGAAGCCGGGUUUCCAAUCAUCGACGAGCCCCGCGCUUCUCGUAUCUGAGAACGGCGAUGGUAUGACUCCAGUGUCCACCUCCCCACCUGGGUCUUCUCCCACCAUGUUCGCACCAAAGGAUGGCCAGCCGCUUGUUGAUACUGUAAGGGACUCUGAUGAGAAGCAAGCUCUUCACGGUCAUGACCCGAAGGCUGCACCGCAGAGAAAAGUAGACACGGCAUCGAGUGGGGCACUCGAUGAGGAAAAGCUCGCACCCUUCAGGCAAGAUUUACGACAAAGGCAUGAGCGCCCAACACUCAUCUCGCUUGUUCGCGAUGGGUACAGGUGGUCUCAGGAGACUUUCCCGACAGUCACGGCGGUCGUAUCACACCUGCCGUUCGCCCUCCUACCAUUUGCCUUUUGCAUGUUCAUUCUGGUGCAGGGUUUGGUCAACAAAGGUUGGGUACCAGUAUUCGCCUACGGAUGGGACCACUGGGUGGUGAAGACGGGAACAAUCGGCGCCAUCGGUGGCAUGGGCUUUCUGUCCGUCAUACUGUGCAACUUCGCAGGCACAAACAUAGGGACUACCAUCCUGCUCUCCCGCGUCAUACAAGCAUGGAUAGAGAUCCAUCGUAUCAACGGCACCCACAUCGGCGACCGUACAAAAUGGGCCACGAUCUACAGCAUGGCCCUCGGCGUCAACUACGGCGCGUUCAGCGUAGCGUUCAGUGCGUCGUUGGCCGGCCUCCUGUGGCGAGACAUCCUCGCCCGGAAACACAUCCGCGUCCGAGGUCUGGAGUUUGCGCGUGUGAAUCUCCCCAUAAUCGCUAUAGCCAUGGUCGUGGGUUGUACGGUGCUUGUGGGCGAGGUGUACAUAUUUAGGACUGACGAUUGA